Molecule: messenger RNA, 1089 nt
Organism: Mycena indigotica
Lineage: Eukaryota; Fungi; Basidiomycota; Agaricomycetes; Agaricales; Mycenaceae
Exons: 6
Coding region: 1-1089 (362 amino acids)
Source: RefSeq, a predicted model, not a curated record
AUGGAGUUGAGCGAUCUGUUCAAUCUUUCACCCUCAGCCGAUGCUCUCGCCAACCACAUCCAAAUACUUUCCGCUCUUGCAUCCGUGCGAGAUGUAGUGCCACAAAUCAAAGCUUAUCCAGAUGCUGUCUACUUCAACUACUUUCAACUCGGUAUCAGCUUGCUGUUCUCACCAAAAAACGGCUACAAACCAACUACUGGCACUACUCGCUCUGAACUCAGAGAGAAAGACCUUGCGCUCGAAAGCAUUGACAUAUACAACGUUCCUAAACUUUCUCCAUCUUCAUCCAAGGGUGGCUCUACGCGCAAAUCAGAGCUGGCGUUCGCGACGUAUCCAGGAAUCCCAUUUUCCAUCAAGCUUGCCCAAGUUGAAGGGAGAACACAAUCGACCUUCAAAGUGGGUGAACAGACAACGGGUAAAGAGUUUGUAGAGUGUUUGGGGGAACCAGCACGCAAAGGAGGAGGUGCAGGACCAUCAUCGGGAUCCAUUGGAAUUUGGUGUGAAUGGACUGCAGACGGAAUGAUGGUCGAGUUUGGGGGCAUUGAAGCUACUGCGCUCAGCGGUGAGACGGAUUCGAUUCUCAGCCUUCAGGGUGUUGGAUGGAUCAAGCGCAAGGCCAUCCAAUUGGGUACUAUCACCCUCUUCGUCAAGCAUUACAAGGAUGACAAGGGUGAAGAGCACAUCGACAUUGACCAGGCAAGUCAGCCUUCAAUGAUUAACCCCCAACAGAACUCAAUAUUCUUUAGACUGUCACUGGCGGAAUCCCAGGAACCAGAGAAGAGCGUCAUCUCACUUGGCAAGAACGCCAACACAGUGAUCAUCUGUUUGGCCAUGCGUGUUCAAAUUUCAGAGCUUGAAGAGGAAUUCUUGAAGGAUGGAUGGACCGCCGACACAAUCGAGCAUGGUCUUGUAGAGUCCCAUGUCGCAAGUGAUACCCCCAAGAGCGGCACUUCCUGGAUCGCCCACCAGACUUGGGGUAUGCAGGAAAUCAAUGGGGAACGCCGCUACACCAGACACGUCAAGUUCACAGGACCCAAGGGCGAGGACAUUGAACGCCUCAUUGUCUUCGACUAUUUGGGUCCUUUGUAA